Papilio machaon (common yellow swallowtail) is the source of this 674-nucleotide messenger RNA. It is a transcript of the gene irp2, whose product is annotated as putative defense protein Hdd11. The record is from RefSeq and is a predicted model, not a curated record. Lineage: Eukaryota; Metazoa; Arthropoda; Insecta; Lepidoptera; Papilionidae. The transcript is spliced from 5 exons. Gene Ontology annotation, molecular function: oxidoreductase activity, acting on metal ions. Bases 98 to 601 code for a protein of 167 amino acids.
UAUAGCUUGAAAGUUGCGAGGUCGCAAUAUUCGCUUACAUUCGUUCCGCGGACACACCGCUUGCGCUUUGCAGUUAAAGAAUAAAACAUUUAUAAAGAUGACUUUGUUCACUUAUAUUGCGGUGGCUGUGGCCGUACUGGCUUACGCUGAUGGCUACUCCGUGGGUGCACCCGAGAGUGCCUGCAAAGACAUGAUCCCGAGACAUCCCGUGCCAGCGCAAAAGACCGCAGCUCCGUACAAAAUUACUACCAGCACUAAGGUGGUGAGGGCCGGCACUCCGAUGGAGGUCACAAUAUCUGGCAACAAGCCGUCUGACACUAUGAGAGGCAUCCUGCUGCAGGCGCGCAAGGGAGACGACAUCGUGGGCACCUUCACCCUCGACCCCAAUGACUCUUUCGCGCAGCUCCUCAACUGUGGAGCCCCAGGAAAUGCCAUUACCCACAAGAAGCAUGACGCCAAUUUGGACAAACAAACGGCCACAUUCACAUGGACUCCGUCAGAAAACUUAGAUGGUGAAAUUAAGUUUAGAGCCACGAUUGCGUACAACGGUGCAGUUUUCUGGGUGGGCGUGGAGUCCGCUCCAGUCACCAUCACUCACUAAUUAUUAUCUAGAUGUUAACUUACGUAUAAUUCGUAUUUAAAUUAUGGUGAUAUCUCUUUGACUGUGAAAUUUA